Messenger RNA from Theobroma umbraticum, 1619 nucleotides. Its product is annotated as putative serine/threonine-protein kinase At1g01540. The record is from RefSeq and is a predicted model, not a curated record. Lineage: Eukaryota; Viridiplantae; Streptophyta; Magnoliopsida; Malvales; Malvaceae. Gene Ontology annotation, biological process: protein phosphorylation. Gene Ontology annotation, molecular function: ATP binding; protein kinase activity.
UCUCUCCUCCCGCAACUAAAAUCCCGAGCUAACAAUACAGUGAUCCCACAUCUCUUUCUUUCUCAUUAGACAGCAUGUCAUCAGAGGUUUCAUAUCUCAAGGAAAAGCUCUUGAAGCAUACCUCGUUUCUUGGUCUGCGAUUAUGGAUGGUGAUAGUUGCAUUCCUGAUAUUAUUCAUUCUUCUGGUUUUCUUUAUCAUCUCUCUUUGUGUUAUCCAUUAUCGUCGUCGAAGAUCCUACAAGCAGGCCCCCUUCUGCCUACCAAACCCCAUUGCUCCCAAGCACAAUUAUCACAGUCCUUACAGCACUUCCUCACUCAAUAGGAGGCUCCUUCCGCUUAAAGUUUCGAAGAUCGAGACGAACAUGACAAAGCCAGAGCUUGAGGUAAUGCUAUCUGACCAGUUGUCUACUCGUGCUAGCAUGACAACGCAAGAGAGUCUGCCUGAUUCGGAGCACUUUGCCAAGUGCUCGCCUCCGGUAUCAGAAACCUGGACGGGUAACCACUUCAGUUUGAGGGAGGCUGAGAUUGUCACAAAUGGUUUCGCGUAUGAGAAUUUAAUCGGACAUGGAGAUUAUGGUGUUGUCUACCGCGGCGUUUUGUUAGAUCAUACGCGAGUGGCAGUGAAGAGGCUACUAAGUAACAGUUGCCAAACCGAGCACUUCUUAACAGAGGCAGAGGCAAUCGGUAAUGUUCGACACAAAAAUCUUGUCAAGCUGCUAGGAUACUGCGUGGAAGAAGGUUACAGGAUGCUUGUAUAUGAAUAUGUUAAUAAUAGUAAUCUGCACCAGUGGCUCCAUGGGUCCCUAGGACAAACCAGGCCCCUUACCUGGACAAUACGUAUGAAAAUUAUCCAUGGAAUAGCAAAAGGAUUGGCAUACCUCCAUGAGGAUAUUGAACCACAGAUUGUGCACCAAAACGUUAAGGCUAGCAACAUAUUAUUGGAUCAUCAAUGGAAUCCUAAGAUCUCCGAUAUCUCACUUUCUAGGCUGCUGGGUCCAGAGCACAGCCAUGUAACCACUCAUUCAAUGAUCAAGCUAGGGUAUGCCGCUCAAGAGCAUGACUCUAUCAGACUAUGGGAUAAGAAGAACGAUAUUUAUAGCUUCGGAAUACUUAUCAUGGAGAUCGUAACCGGAAGGACCCCUGUGGAUCAUAACCAACCCCAAGUUUACUUAAUUGACUGGUUAAAGUCCAUGGUCGCAAACAAGAAAAUUGCACAUGUACUGGAUCCUAGGAUGCCAGAAAUUCCUUCUAUAAAGGAACUGAAACGGGUUUCAUUGGUCGCCCUACGAUGUGUUGAUCCAGAUUUAGAUCAUAGGCCUCGAAUGGGACAAGUGGUUCAUAUGCUUGAGCCGCGUGAUCUGUUGCUCAAUGAUGAACGUCGCCCCAGAAGAGAGGCUUCCCCUCGAAAUCACACGCAAGAUAGCCAGACGUCUGAACAGGACGUGGUUGCCUCUGACAUGUACGCAGGCAAAAGAGGCUACAAUCAUUACGAGAAAAGGAUAUCGAUAUAACAUGCAUAAAAAUGAUUCACCAUUGACAAUCCGACGCAAAGGCUCUUUUCAGAUUUUCCUUCUAUCCGAUAAAAGCUCAUCCAUACAACAUUUGAUCUUCCGGAGAGA